CUCAUGCAAAUGGCCCUGGUUUGGUACAAGACAUUCUGGACUCAUUAGAUGCCUAUAUAUAUAAACACUUGACUCUCCGACUCUCAUGUUAGCUCAAGCUGCGACUACUCUUCUUCAUAUUCCACUCUUCCACAAAUCACAAGUUAGAAUGUCGAACACAAACCAACAACCACCAGCCCCCAACAGGGCUCAUCAUGAGCUUGGGAACGGCAAGAAACACAUCCUCAUCAAUGCUUUCGAUAUGAGCACUGUCGGGCACCUGUCUCCAGGACAAUGGAAGAAUCCAGUUGACAAGUCGGCAACCAAGCGCAGGCUUGAUUACUGGAUUGAACUCGCCAAACUUCUUGAGAGGGGAGGGGUCAACGCUCUGUUCCUCGCCGACACAUAUGGUGGCUACGACACAUACGAAGGGAGCGUUGACAAUUGCAUCAGGCGAGCGGCACAAUGGCCAAUAACCGACCCAACAAUUCCCAUCUCAGCCAUGGCAGCAGUGACCAAGAAUUUGUCGUUUGCCAUCACAGCCUCGACCAGUUUUGAGCCACCUUAUCUUCUAGCCAAACGCUUUUCGACUCUGGAUCACUUCACACAGGGUCGUAUCGGUUGGAAUAUAGUGACGUCUUGGAAGAAGUCCGCCUUUAAGGCCAUUGGCCUCGACAAUCCUAUUGAACACGACGAACGCUAUCGUCAAGCAGAUGAAUAUCUCCGCGUUCUUUACAAGCUAUGGGAAUCUUCGUGGUCCCCCACCGCCCUCUCCCCAGACCCAGACAACGACAGCUACGUCGACCCGGCCCAAGUGCGCACCAUCAACCACAAAGGCAAAUAUUUCUCUCUCGACGCGAAGCAUAUCGUUGACCCCUCUCCUCAACGCACUCCCUUCCUCUUCCAAGCGGGCACCUCCUCGGCAGGCUCCGACUUUGCCGCCACCCACGCGGAAGCCAUCUUUGUCUCUGGUCACUCACCCUCAGUCUUAAGGCCAAAGAUCGACGCCAUCCGCGCCUUGGCCGCCCAGAAGGGCCGUGAUCCGAGAUCCAUCAAGGUAUUCGCCACCUUCACGCCCAUUGUUGCCGAUACAGAUGAGCUCGCCCAAGAGAAGUUGAAAGAACUCAAGAAGUAUGCUUCCACCAUUGGAGGUCUGGUGCUGGUGAGCGGCUGGACAGGAAUCGACCUGUCAAAGCUACCGCUUGACAAGGAGAUAAGCAAGGAGGAUAGUGUCGAGGCACACAAGGUCACGAGCAUUCUCGAUAACUUCACCACGGCCAGCACGGAACACCCUAGAUGGACGCCGAGGUUGGUGGCUGAACACGCGGCAAUCGGCGGGCUUGGUCCGGUCAGCGUGGGAAGCCCGCAGACUGUUGCGGAUGAGCUGGAACGGUGGGUCAAGGAGGCUGAUGUGGACGGGUUUAACAUUGGGUAUGUGACCACACCGGGGACAUUUGAAGAGGUGGUGGACUUGUUAAUUCCCGAGCUGAGGAGGAGGGGGGUCUAUCCUGAGCCGCCUGAUCCGAGUGAGGAACCGGUGACGGCUAGGGAGAAGAUUUAUGGGAAGGGCCAAAAUGGGUUAAGAGAUGAUCAUGAGGGCAGUCGGUACAAGUACCACCUGUACCAGGAAGAUCCGCCUUAUAAGUCCGAGGAAGAGGGGCAGACUUGA
Molecule: messenger RNA, 1648 nt
Organism: Podospora pseudopauciseta
Lineage: Eukaryota; Fungi; Ascomycota; Sordariomycetes; Sordariales; Podosporaceae
Exons: 4
Coding region: 86-1648 (520 amino acids)
Molecular function (GO): monooxygenase activity; oxidoreductase activity, acting on paired donors, with incorporation or reduction of molecular oxygen
Source: RefSeq, a predicted model, not a curated record